AUGGGACGCAGGAAGAUCGAGAUCAAGGCGAUCAAGGAUGAUCGCAACCGCUCAGUAACUUUCCUCAAGCGCAAAGGCGGUUUGUUCAAGAAGGCACAUGAGCUAUCCGUCCUCUGCUCCGUCGACGUCGCCGUUAUCAUCUUUGGAAAUAACAAGAAAUUAUACGAGUACUCGAGUUCCGACAUUGGAGAGAUCCUAUCCAGAUAUCACUACUAUGGAGGAGCCAACGAACACAAGGGACCCGCGGACUUUACGGGCAAGGGGAAAGAGAUGGAUGAUGAUGACGAUGAGGAUGGGUCUGGGAUGUCCCAACACGGCGGCUCGGUCGAACCACAGAUGAUGCCUCCUCAGUUCCCGAACCAACCUGCUUUCCAACAUAUCAGACAUCAAGCGCCGUCGGCUUCACCCCCGAUCCCAAACGGUGCAUUUCACCCUCACGCACAACAAAGACAACAUACCCCGCAACAUGAUUCUCGUCCUUCCUCUAGAAAUGCCCCUCGGAGGCAAAGCUCAAACCUAGUCCCGCAACAACAUCCUCAUCCUCAGCCUACCAAUGGCUACGCGUUUAUGCCUAAUCCACCAAUGUAUAAUCCCCACCAACCCGGCUUGCCACCUCAUGGGCAUGGAUUGCACAUGCAGGGACCACCUAUGCAAGGACCUCAGGGUGUUCCUCAGCCAGGACCGCAAUAUCCAAACUAUGGACCACCACAGCAGCACCCACAGCAACACCCGCAACAACAUCCGCAACAGCAUCCCCAACAACGCCCGCAUCCACAGCAGGUGCAGCAGCUAUAUGCGGAGGAGCAACAACGAAGAGCUUCUAUGCCCCCGGCUUUCCCACAGCAAGAAAGACCGCAGUCCCGUCCCGAAGCCUCUCCACAGCCGCAACAACAACAAAUUCCUCAACAGCAGAUUCCGCAGCAGCAGAUCCCCCAGCAGCAAAUACCGCAGCAGAUCCCUCAACAGCAAAUACCGCAGCAGGUCCCUCAACAGCAACAACCAGAACAACCUGAAGAAGAGCAGCAGCAGCAACAACCGCAGCAAAUGCCGGAGCCAGUGAAGCGAAUGUCGGUAAAAUCCAGGAGUAUAUUCACACCUAUUGAUGAAAGCCGGUCUAUCCUUUCUCAACAUUGGGCUUCAUCUACGUCGAACACUGAAGCUCGAAGUGACGCAGCUGCUCCAAAUAACCGCUCGCAAUCAGUAGAUGCUGGGACGGCCUCUCGUAAUACAGAGCAGACGCGUUCCCCUCCCGCUCGAGCCCAGACCCAUGACAAGAACCGCAAUAUAUCCACAUCCUCGGUACCCGAAGGAUUUCAUCCGCCUUCGCGCACAAAUAGCGCCUCGCAAGGCGGCGGGAAGCGUCCAGUCCUGAAAGUACAAAUCCCAGACGAACCCUCGGAUGGUGGAAGUGCAACGGCAGAUUCCAAUUCCUCACCCCGCUCAUCCGCAGACCCAGCCAACGCCCGCCGAAAUGGUAACUCGCAAGAACAUUCCUCUGGCUCGGGUGUCGUGCUCCCCCCUCCCUCCCCAUCCGCAUCUGCUCUCCUCUCAGCCGGGGCCUCUGGGCCACCUAAUCCAUUCGCGCGUCCGCAUCCAGUUUCACAGCCCCCUCAGAACGCCAACGCUAGCGGCGGAACUCUAAUCGAUACACCGGUAUCUGCACUGCCUAGUCGCUUCAUGAAUAAUGAGUUCUUGCCUUCUCCAUCGUCUUUCUACCCAGAAUGGAAUUUUAGCAGGGAGAACAACACACUUCCUUCACCGUUGAAUUUCGCGACGCCCGUUGUGGGAACGGGGCCGAGCUUUCUAAGGGAGGAUUCGGGGGAGAGAGACAAGAAUGGAUCGAAGAGGAAGACGCCCGAGAGGGAAGGGGGUGGUAGUGGAGAGGAGGGAGGAGAUGCGAAGAGGGUGAAGCAUGAGACGUGA
Molecule: messenger RNA, 1923 nt
Organism: Amorphotheca resinae ATCC 22711
Lineage: Eukaryota; Fungi; Ascomycota; Leotiomycetes; Helotiales; Amorphothecaceae
Exons: 3
Coding region: 1-1923 (640 amino acids)
Biological process (GO): positive regulation of transcription by RNA polymerase II
Molecular function (GO): RNA polymerase II cis-regulatory region sequence-specific DNA binding; protein dimerization activity; DNA-binding transcription factor activity, RNA polymerase II-specific
Source: RefSeq, a predicted model, not a curated record